This is a messenger RNA of Vicia faba (fava bean), 963 nucleotides long. The record is from the annotation of a GenBank genome assembly. Lineage: Eukaryota; Viridiplantae; Streptophyta; Magnoliopsida; Fabales; Fabaceae.
AUGUGUGUUGCUGCAAUUGUGAAAUUUGUUGUUGUUGAAGCUGAGGGAGUUGUCGCUGCACAGAGGGAGUCGGCCACGGCUUGUCUCAAAGAUGCAGAUAAUUUUAUGAUAUUUGUUUUAUGUCGUUUUGGUUUUUUGAGAUAUGCAGGGAGAUUGAAUGAUGUAGAGUAUGAAGGAUGGGGUUUUGUGGCUUUUUUAGGAAAUUCUGCAGAAUUUCAGCGAUUUGAAGAGGUUUAUUUUUGGAAGCUGAGGGAGUUGUCGCUGCACAGAGGGAGUCGGCCACGGCUUGUCUCAAGGAGAUUGAAUGAUGUAGAGUAUGAAGGAUGGGGUUUUGUGGCUUUUUUAGGAAAUUCUGCAGAAUUUCAGCGAUUUGAAGAGGUUUAUUUUUGGAAGCUGAGGGAGUUGUCGCUGCACAGAGGGAGUCGGCCACGGCUUGUCUCAAGGAGAUUGAAUGAUGUAGAGUAUGAAGGAUGGGGUUUUGUGGCUUUUUUAGGAAAUUCUGCAGAAUUUCAGCGAUUUGAAGAGGUUUAUUUUUGGAAGCUGAGGGAGUUGUCGCUGCACAUAGGGAGUCGGCCACAGAUUGUCUCAAGGAGAUUGAAUGAUGUAGAGUAUGAAGGAUGGGUUUUUGUGGCUUUUUUAGGAAAUUCUGCAGAAUUUCAGCGAUUUGAAGAGGUUUAUUUUUGGAAGCUGAGGGAGUUGUCGCUGCACAGAGGGAGUCGGCCACGGCUUGUCUCAAGGAGAUUGAAUGAUGUAGAGUAUGAAGGAUGGGGUUUUGUGGAAUUUUUAGGAAAUUCUGCAGAAUUUCAACGAUUUGAAGAGGUUUAUUUUUGGAAGGUUUUGAGGUCUGUAGCAGAAUUUGUACUAUUGGAGCAGGGCUGUUUUUGGGCUGGUUUUGCAGCAGGGCAUCAGUGCGUAUUUUUGGCAUUUGGACAACAACUCAUGCUUGGUGACAAGAAGAAUUGA